Molecule: messenger RNA, 672 nt
Organism: Vigna angularis (adzuki bean)
Lineage: Eukaryota; Viridiplantae; Streptophyta; Magnoliopsida; Fabales; Fabaceae
Product: ferredoxin C 1, chloroplastic
Exons: 1
Coding region: 1-438 (145 amino acids)
Molecular function (GO): iron-sulfur cluster binding
Source: RefSeq, a predicted model, not a curated record
AUGGCAAGCCUUCAGUUAGCAACACCCUUCACGCGCUUCAGAUGGGGGCAGCCCACACUCAAGCUCUCCACUGCUUCACGGCUGAACCCUCGGCAAGGGCAUGGUUUGCGUCCACUGACUGUGAGGUCCUACAAAGUGGUGAUUGAACAGGAGGGACAGACCACUCCACUGGAAGUUGAAGCUGACGAGACCAUACUGUCAAAGGCAUUGGAAUCAGGCUUGCCUGUGCCUCAUGACUGCAAGCUUGGAGUUUGUAUGACAUGCCCUGCUCGUCUCAUCAGUGGAUCUGUUGAUCAGAGUGAAGGAAUGCUCAGCGAUGAUGUGGUGGAGCGAGGUUAUACACUCUUGUGUGUCUCCUACCCUCAAUCCGAUUGUCAUAUUAAGGUUAUCCCCGAGGAGGAGCUGCUGUCAUUGCAGUUGGCCACAGCCAAUGACUAGUCUGUGUUUGAGUUUUGAAUGUAGAGUCGUUAAUUCCAAGCUGCUUUUGAUGCUUCUGAUGCUGCUGGCUUUGGUUAACAGCGUUGAGUCUUUGCUUGUUUCUAUAUUCGAUGAUGUAGCUCUGGCUUUUUAUAUACUUCUGUUCUAUUAUGCAGUUUCUUAUUGAUGCAUGAAACACAAUUGUACUUGUACAACAUUUGAUUCAUACUAGAAUAGACACCAACUUUCCAACAA